Molecule: messenger RNA, 1705 nt
Organism: Bombina bombina (fire-bellied toad)
Lineage: Eukaryota; Metazoa; Chordata; Amphibia; Anura; Bombinatoridae
Product: gastrula zinc finger protein XlCGF8.2DB-like
Exons: 2
Coding region: 203-1165 (320 amino acids)
Cellular component (GO): nucleus
Source: RefSeq, a predicted model, not a curated record
AGACACGGCCAGAGCACUGAGAGAUAUCAGGUAUUGCUGUAACUGGAGUGAAUAAGGGAACCUUCUUCCUGAGCACAGACAUUGGAGCCUGUUAUCAGCAUGAACUCAUAAGUGUUAGACAAACACAUCAAUAGUUCAUAUCUAUCCUUUACUACAGGAAGCCUCAGAAUAAUACCGCAAAUUCCAAUAGUCUUAGACACCAAUGGCUUUUUCACAAACUGGGAUAGCACAGCACAUAUUUAAAGAAGAUGGUGAAUUGUCAGGAACUGGACAGCAAUCAUUAUAUACAGAGAGUAGUUUAGUCAUCAAACAAGAAGACAACAUUUGUGACUUAUCUAGUGAAAUUAUUAUCCUAGGGGAUAAACCACACACAUUUACUGAGUUUUCAAAACAUAUUAAAGAAGAGAAAAGUCUACAGUCUUGCCAAAUGAUUCAAACAAAGGAGAAACUUUUAAAAUCUACAGAAUGUGAGAAAAGCUUUAGAUGGAAGUCUAAUCUACUAGAACACCACAAAAUUCACACAGGUGAGAAACCACACACAUGUACUGAGUGCGGCAAAUGUUUUACACAAAAGAGUGAGCUGAAAACUCAUGAAAGGAUUCACACAGGAGAAAAGCCUUUCACAUGUACAGAGUGUGGAAAAAGUUUUACACAAAAGAAUAAUCUGAAAAUUCAUGAAAGGAUUCACACAGGAGAAAAACCUUUCACAUGUACAGAGUGUGGAAAAGGUUUUACAGAAAAGAGUAGUCUGGAAACUCAUGAAAGGAUUCACACAGGAGAAAAGCCUUUCACAUGUACAGAGUGUGGAAAAAGUUUUACACAAAAGAGUAAUCUGAAAAUUCAUGAAAGGAUUCACACAGGAGAAAAGCCUUUCAUAUGUACAGACUGUGGAAAACAUUUUACACGAAUGGAAUGUCUGAAAACUCAUGAAAGGAUUCACUCAGGAAAAAAGCCUUUCACAUGUACAGAGUGUGGAAAAAGAUUUAGACAAAAGAGUAAUCUGAAAAUUCAUGAAAGGAUUCACACAGAAAGAAAGCCUUUCACAUGUACAGACUGUGGAAAAAGUUUUACACAAAUGGAUUGUCUGGAAACUCAUGAAAGGACUCACUCAGGAAAAAAGCCGUUCACAUGUACAGAGUGUGGAAAAAGUUUUACACAAGAGUAAUCUGAAAACUCAUGAAAGGAUUCACACAGGAGAAAAACCUUUCACUUGUACAGACUGUGGAAAAGGUUUUACACAUAAGAGUCAUCUGAAAACUCAUGGAAGGAGUUUUAGCAACAAAUGUCUCUCCAGAUCUACAUGGGCUGUAUUGUUCCAAAAUUAAUUAAUCUUUCAAGGAAUUAAUAACCAUGCUUAAAGUGGGAGGUUUUAUAUUUUUCCAUAUCCUACAAAUUAGAUUGCGCCCAAGAUUAUACUUAAAUUAAGAAACUUAGUUCUGCAUCCCCAUAGUUUCCCAUUACAGAGAAAUAUGAUAUCGUAAAUAGAAAAUUUAAUUUCUUCCUUACAAAUUUUACUCAUAAAAAACUGUAAUUUGUCCCAGAAUUGUCUUAUUUUGGGGCAGCCAUAUAUGCAGUGAAUUAAGUUAGCGUCUGACAACUGGCAUUUUAUGCACCCUAUAGCCUUAGUUUUUGACCAUUUAUUUAACCGACGGGGGGUCAUAUAUGUAUGGUGUAGUAAUUUUAAUUAAGACUCCAUUCUAUCCAU